Molecule: messenger RNA, 1530 nt
Organism: Symbiodinium natans
Lineage: Eukaryota; Dinophyceae; Suessiales; Symbiodiniaceae
Source: the annotation of a GenBank genome assembly
AUGGACACUAUGCAGCGUACCAAGCGUCGCGCGCAGAAAGGACUGCAAGUCAUGGCCCUCUGCACGCUGGGCGUGUGGCUUCUGGGAUUCUCCCGACUUACAGACUGGCCGGGACUUGUCCGGCCCUUUUCUGAUGGCCUUGGAGCUAACGGCUUCCGAAAAUUUACUCACUUUGGCCUGGGGUCUGACCAGGAUGAGCGACAUCUGUCGCCAGAGAAGGUUUGGGCAUACCAGCUCCGAUCGGCUCUUGGCCACGCUUUGACACAUGCCUUCGGCUAUCAGUUCCAGGCGCUGCUCCUGGCCCUGGCUGCAGCAUUGGUGCUUUUGCGCGGCUGCUUCCUGUUGGUCGAGAGUGCAAAGCCUUGCCAGGUGAUCUCCUGGUUCGUCCUCGGAGCUGCCAUAAGCCUUUGUGCCUUGGCUACACGUGUGUCCAUGAUGCAUGCCAUCAGGCGCAUCAGAGUGCAGAAGUCACUUCAAUUUGCCUUGGCCGUCGCCUGCCAGGGUGGCACCUUCUUUGCACUUUUUCCUGAAGCUGCAGCUUACGUCCUCGGAGCGCUCGCAAGUAUGGGAGCCCAGCACAUCGUGCGGCUGGCUACUUUGGAUGUGCCCAAUGAGGCAGAUUCUCUAAGUGGCUCGAGCCACAUCGACGCGUGUUGGUGGCAAUUAUCUGCAGGUCUGCUGGGAGGCUGUCUGUGCCUUCGCUUCCGGAAGCCGGCCCUGCAGGUCCUGGCAUCCGUGUCAGGCAGUGCUGGACUGGCUUUCAUGGCUCACUGGUGGCUAUGCUUCGCAUGGAGGAUGCUACAGGGCGAGGCCAAGUACGAGACUCCCAUUGAACAUGUGGGCCGCAUGCUCUCCAGGUGCGAGCUAGAGACUUACAAGAACACAUCUCGAUUCAUUUUCGUUGUCCUUUGGAUUUUAUUCUUAGUGGCCGGUGUGCGACUCCGGCGUGAGCUCGUGCUGAGCAAAGACGAGCAGCUUUCCCAAUGGUUCCAGAACGAGAUUCGCAAGAUCCCUGCAGACAGCAACUUCGUUCCACAAUGGCCGGGUCACACAGGCACGCCUUCUUUGGACCUGGUUGAGAAGUUCCAGAAGGUGAAUGAGCCGGCAGCGCCGUCGUUGGAUUCCUUGGAGGAGGGCCCGCUGUCCGCACGCUCAAUCAGUGCGCCCCUGCAGGGGGCCGUGGCACCUCCUCAGGAGGAGCACGACAUCUAUGUGCCGGAGGGCAUGGAGGCCUCUUUGCUUCAUCGUGCAAGGACGACACUUCCUGUUCUGCAGCCGGUACACGAAUCCAAGCCUCUGCCACAGUACAACGCAGAGAAGAAGGCUAGGUCCUCGUCCUCAUCAGGCUCUCCCAGCCAACGAACGACACCUUCAGCCUCCUCCAAUUCAGAACGGUCUCGCCGCUUCUCUUUGGGUGGUCGAGGAGACCGAAAUGGUCGUUCCAUCAGUGCAUCCUCUUUAUCAUCUUUGGAGGCGGCCGCAAUCCUGGGCUUGCCACCCAGGUCUGCAUUUCGCAAAUCUCCAGUUUAG